Molecule: messenger RNA, 2383 nt
Organism: Procambarus clarkii (red swamp crayfish)
Lineage: Eukaryota; Metazoa; Arthropoda; Malacostraca; Decapoda; Cambaridae
Product: DNA polymerase lambda
Biological process (GO): double-strand break repair via nonhomologous end joining
Cellular component (GO): nucleus
Molecular function (GO): DNA binding; DNA-directed DNA polymerase activity
Source: RefSeq, a predicted model, not a curated record
AGUUUAUCAGCUGUGGGGACGAUGCAGGUGUUCUGGUGCUCAGUCACAUUCCUGGCCCAGGUGGUGUGGGUUCCAUGCCGGUGAUGUAUACUCUGGGUCCGACUUAUCUUGCAUUAGUGAAGGGGCAGCAGAGAUGUAUAUAAAUGUAGCGGUAAAGACGGUCAACUGUGUAUGUGUGGGAGGAUUUUAGCAACUCUUUCACACUUGUAUUGCAAGUACACGAACGUCAACGGGUGGUGUCAUCUCAGUAACGUGUAUUUGUCAUCACAAUCUACUUGAUAAAAGCAGUCAUCGAGAGGACAAACCCUUCAUGCAAACUGCACCAACUAUCAAGAAGAAGAAGACUUGAUAAUGGUUCAGGACGGACCGAAACGUCGUCGUCUCUUCAAUUUCUAAGUGUUAACAAGGAGUGUGGUAUAAUAUCAGCAUGAAGAGAAGAAGCAGACUUACACCAACAUCUCGCAAGAAAGUAAACAAUCUCUGUGAUAGGAACACCGAUGCUAGUGGAUCAGGUCUCAAUUUUCUCUCUGACGUAAGAUGUUACAUUCAUCCAGCAAACUUUGGUACUGGACGAUUAAAUAUAUUUAAAAAUCUAAUUAAGAAGCAUGGAGGUGAAAUUGUUACAACUCUGCCCACCUCAUCAGAAUCGGUUUCACAUGUAAUUUUUGAAGAGUCUAUAGAUAGCGAAAAAUUGAAAUUAUUGAUUGACCUGUCCAAUUUUCAUGAGACUGCUUUUGUUAAGUGUACUUGGCUGAUAGAAUGUGUAAAGGCAAAAUCCAAGAGUGAAACCAAAGAACAUGAAAUAAUACCAAUUGUGAAUUUGGUUGGUACACAUGAGAAAAAUGAGACCAAUGCAGUAUGCACAGCAGGUAAAGUAAUAGAUCUGGUGCCAGAAGACCCUGAACUUAAAAAUGAGGAUCGACAGCUGAUAAAUAACUCGGGAACAACUGAGAGUUCUGGUGCCAGUGAAGGUAGUGGCCACGCUAUAAAAGUAUUGAAAAAGAAUUUGACUCAACAGGAUGCAAGUGUCAAUCAGGACACGAUGAGGGAAGUGAUAAAGAAAGAGUCGUUAGUCUCCUGCAACACAAGACAUCAUACAGGUACAGAUUUACAAGGUGACAAUGAAGUGCACAACAAGGACAAACCAUCAGAAAUGAAGACUCUAGAACAAAGCCAGACAGCAAGUUGGCUAGAAAGACUGAAUGAUGGUAAACCAGAAUAUCACCAGGAUUCUCUAGUAAAGCCAUUUCCUAAGAGACUGAAGGAAAAAUUUGCUUGUGCCCGACCUUCUAGCAGCAAAGUGAAUAAACUCAAUGCCCACAUAACUAGUGAGCUUGAGAAACUGGCAGCGGCGUAUAAAAGUAAGAAUGAUACAUGGAGAGCACUAGGUUACCAGAAGGCUGUAUCGGCAAUUCGUAAUCAUCCGAGGGAGAUUACAUCUAGAGAGGAGGCACUUGGUAUCAAUGGUGUCGGAGAGAGACUAGCAGACAAGGUGGCGGAAAUUAUUGAAAGUGGUAAACUUAGAAAAGUAUCGGAGGUGUGUGAAGGCGAGGAAGCAGAGACCCUAAAGCUGUUUAUGGGUGUUUGGGGAGCUGGGCCAACUACUGCGCAGAGUUGGUAUACCCAGGGUUUCAGAACUCUUGAAGAUUUACGGACAAAGGCCACAUUAUCACGUCACCAGCAGAUUGGUCUUGAGCAUUACGAUGAUAUCAACAGUCGCAUACCUCGAGAUGAAGUUGCAGAAAUUGAACAAUUUGUGCGUUCAGCUGCCUUGAGCAUAAAGCAAGGGCUGAUUGUCAUGGUGUGUGGAUCAUAUCGUCGAGGAAAGCCAAGCUGUGGAGAUGUUGAUGUUCUUAUCACUCAUCCUGAUGGACAUUCUCACGAAAAUCUUUUUAAACCUCUACUAAAUUGUUUAAAAGAAACAGGAUUUAUUACAAAUGACCUAGUAAUUCAGGAAGAUAAUGGAAACCAGCAGAAGUAUCUAGGUGUGUGCAAAUUACCAGGAGAAGAUCGUAAGCAUCGACGUUUAGAUGUGAUAGUGGUGCCGUAUGCAGAAUUUGCCCCUGCUACAAUGUACUUCACAGGAUCUGCACAUUUUAAUAGAUCAAUGAGGCUCUUGGCAACCAAGAUGGGAAUGAGUCUUUCUGAACACGGCCUUCGUGCAGGGAUUGUCAGACAGGGUCGGGAAAAACUUACAGGAGGACAUCUACUAGAGACUCCUACUGAAGCGUCCAUCUUUGCUCAUCUUGGAUUAGAGUAUCGAUCACCCGAGGAAAGAGAUCACUGAUUUUCACUACUGUACAUGUAUCAGCCUGCCAUAGAGCAACUGCCGUCGCACGGGGUGGCGGGGCCGACAGACCCCCAUCGCUCCAACGCUCAGCGC